CGCCGACUCGUGAUUGGUUGACGCUGUCACAACGACAUGUCAUCUGGACGUUUCUUCCGCGAUUUGUGACCAAUGUAAACUAGCUUUUAUGUGCGCAGUGGUGUAACAUAACCUGUGUUUGUAACUGCGCAAAAUUGACGGUAAUAUUACGAGGAAAAUUGUGAACAAUAUUAUACUUGUUGAAUCUGUAAACUUGUAUAUGAGCGAUAAAAUGGCUCAGGGAAAACUCAAAGUUAAGACGAAGCUGCCAGCAAAGGCAAAAGCCAACAAAGGCAAAGGCAAAGCCAAGAAAGGGCCUGCUGUCCAAAGACGUGGAAAUGCUCCUGUUCAACCUAAGAAGACAAAGUUGCAGGAGUCACAGAAAUUGAAAAAGAUGAUCUCGAAAACAGUAAACACUGCAGCAGAAGAUGACCUGCGUGAGCGAGCCUUAGAGGGAAGGAAAACUCUUGCAAAGAGAAAUCCUUCUACUUCGAAAAAAUAAUGUUAAUUAUUAUAUAUAUAUAUAUCAAUAAUAUAUAUUGUUGUGUAUGUAUACAUCUAUAUUUUGUUCGAGGUUAUUUAUUGGCAAAGAAAUGCAAUCAAGUGAUAUGAA
Molecule: messenger RNA, 592 nt
Organism: Monomorium pharaonis (pharaoh ant)
Lineage: Eukaryota; Metazoa; Arthropoda; Insecta; Hymenoptera; Formicidae
Exons: 3
Coding region: 200-481 (93 amino acids)
Source: RefSeq, a predicted model, not a curated record